This is a messenger RNA of Ailuropoda melanoleuca (giant panda), 2717 nucleotides long. RefSeq names its product WD repeat containing planar cell polarity effector (gene WDPCP). Bases 1 to 2253 code for a protein of 750 amino acids. The record is from RefSeq and is a predicted model, not a curated record. Lineage: Eukaryota; Metazoa; Chordata; Mammalia; Carnivora; Ursidae. Gene Ontology annotation, cellular component: axonemal basal plate. The transcript has 16 exons. Gene Ontology annotation, biological process: establishment of protein localization; cilium organization; nervous system development. Gene Ontology annotation, molecular function: protein binding.
AUGAGCGGACGAUUCGUGCUUAGGAGAAGGACCCGUCUGUUGGCGCCCAGUAAUUGGUGGGAGGGGAGGCAUGUGGAACUCGAAGGAGGAGAUAUAGACCCUUUAGCUACGUUACCGGCUCGUGCGCAAUUGCCAGGGGACCCUCCGCUCUGGGUAGUGUGCGGUGACGAGCUGAGCAGCUUGCGGGGACGCCCCUCUGAAGCGGCCAGGAGCCGCGCGUCUUCCCCACUCCAGAGGCAGGACAGAGAUUUCUUCUGCCAUCAGAUGUCUUUCUGCUUGACUGAACUGCACCUGUGGUCUUUGAAGAAUACCUUACACAUUGGGGAUAGAGACAUAGGGAUCUACCAGUAUUAUGACAAGAAAGACCCACCAGUAUCAGUGACAGAGCAUGGUAACUUAGAAGAAAAGCAGAAGCUGGCAGAAUCACGAGAUUAUCCGUGGACACUCAAAAAUAGACGCCCAGAAAAACUUCGAGACUCACUCAAGGAGUUGGAGGAAUUAAUGCAAAACAGUCACUGUGUGCUGAGCAAAUGGAAGAACAAAUAUGUCUGUCAGCUCCUCUUUGGUUCAGGUGUGCUGGUGUCCCUAAGCCUCUCUGGGCCACAGCUGGAAAAAGUGGUGAUUGACAGAAGCCUGGUGGGGAAGCUCAUCUCAGACUCCAUCAGUGAUGCUCUUCUCACAGACAACUUUAUCAUCUUAUCAUUUUUGGCACAAAACAAGCUAUGUUUUAUUCAGUUUACCAAGAAGAUGGGUUCUCCUGAUACAAACAAAAGACUAGAAAAACUCUCAGCCUUGGAUUAUAAGAUUUCCUAUUACGAGAUACCUGGCCCAGUGAACAGGACAACAGAGCGUCGUCUAGCUAUCAAUAGUGUUCAGGAUAGAGUUGCUUGCUGGUGGCCACUGGUCAGUGAUGAUGCUUGGCCUUGGGCCCCCAUUUCUCCUGAAAAGGACAGAGCCAAUCUGCUGCUCCUAGGUCAUGCUCAAGGAAGACUGGAGGUUCUGAGUUCUGUCCGCACAGAAUGGGAUCCACUGGAUGUUCGCUUUGGCACCAAAGAGCCUUAUCAGGUGUUGACAGUGGAGCACUCUGUCAGUGUAGACAAAGAGCCCGUGGCUGACAGCUGCAUCUAUGAAUGCGUUCGGAACAAAAUCCAGUGUAUAUCAGUAACCAGAAUACCACUGAGAUCAAAGGCCAUCAGCUGCUGCAGGAAUGUUACUGAAGAUAAACUGAUUCUGGGCUGUGAAGAUUCUUCAGUUAUUCUUUAUGAAACUUACCGUAGAGUCACUGUCUUAACCCAGGCUGAACUUUUGCCUUCAUUAAUAAGCUGCCACCCAAGUGGCGCCAUUCUACUAGUUGGCAGCAACCAAGGGGAGCUACAGAUUUUUGAUAUGGCUUUAUCCCCUAUUAACAUCCAGCUCCUGGCCGAAGACCGCUCACCCAGGGAGACCCUGCAGUUCCGUAAAUUCUUUGACAUUUCUGGCAGUCUUGUUCAGAUGCAGUGGAUAGCUCCUCAGGUGGUUUCUCAGAAGCCAGAAUCUGGGGACAUCUAUGAUCUCCUCUUCCUCAGAUUUGACAGAGGACCUUUGGGUGCACUUUUGUUUAAACUUGGUAUCUUCACACGAGGACAGCUGGGCCUGACAGACAUCAUAUUCCAAUACAUUCACUGUGAUGAGAUCUAUGAGGCAAUAAACAUCCUGAGCAGUAUGAACUGGGACACUCUGGGCCACCAGUGCUUUAUCAGCAUGAGUGCCAUUGUAAACCAUCUUCUUAGACAAAAACUCACUCCAGAGAGAGAAGCACAGCUUGAGGCAAGCCUUGGAACCUUUUAUGCUCCAACAAGACCACUCCUGGAUACAACUAUAUUGGAAUAUAGAGACGAAAUCAGCAAAUAUGCAAGACGAUUCUUCCACCACUUGCUCAGGUACCAGAGAUUUGAAAAGGCAUUUCUGUUAGCUGUUGACAUUGGUGCUCGUGACCUGUUUAUGGACAUCCAUUACUUUGCACUAGAUAAGGGGGAACUGGCGCUAGCUGAAGUGGCAAGAAAAAGAGCUAGUGACAUUGAUGCAGAAUCAAUAACCUCUGGAGUUGAACUCCUGGGGCCUUUGGACAAAGGAGAUAUGCUAAAUGAAGCUUUUGUCAGCCUAUCUUUAGCUCCUCAAGGAGAAGACACAUUUCCAGACAAUCUCCCUCCCUUUUGUUCAAUUCAUAAACAUAUUAUUCAACAAAGAACACUGAAUGUCUCUUCUAAUAGGUAAGAUAUGUUGAAUUGAGAAAAGUGCUCUGCAGAGUAUUUAGUAUUAAACAAUUUAAAUAUUCCGUUUAAAUGCAAACUAAUAGUUAAGCAAGAAUAUUUUAAAAUGUCAAAGAAAAAAAUGUGCAUUUUCUCAUGGCAAUGACUUUGCAGUAGUUUCGUCAUGCGAGAGCAGGUAUGAUGGAGGAAGACUUCAACGUAAACAGAAUAUUGUUAGAAUGAAUGUAAUUCCAGGCCAAGAUGAACAUGAAUUACUAUAACAUAUCAGAUUCUAUUGUUAUUCUGUUGUCAAAUUUUAGAAUUGUUAGAUUAAAAUAUUAAUUUUUAGUAUAUUUAGUAUGUUUAGUAUAUUCAGUUUAUAAUUCAUAUGAUCGUACUUAUGCAACAUUAGUUUCUGAAAUCUGAUAAAUGAUAAUUUCCUAUCUAUCCAGCUGAUUAUGAGUUAUUGAGAUAGUAAAUAGGAUAAAU